Messenger RNA from Trifolium pratense (red clover), 1623 nucleotides. RefSeq names its product aluminum-activated malate transporter 14-like. The transcript is spliced from 6 exons. The record is from RefSeq and is a predicted model, not a curated record. Gene Ontology annotation, cellular component: plant-type vacuole membrane. NCBI's taxonomy places the organism in Eukaryota, Viridiplantae, Streptophyta, Magnoliopsida, Fabales, Fabaceae. Gene Ontology annotation, biological process: malate transport. Bases 1 to 1623 code for a protein of 540 amino acids.
AUGGCUGAGACUAUGAGAAGCUCAAGCCAUUGGAAAUCCAUGAACAGUUUUGCUCAUAAAGUGAAAAGAUUUCCAAGUUUAGUGAGGAGGACAGUUUGGAAAGUUGGCAAAGAUGAUCCAAGAAGGCUAGUGCACUCUUUGAAAGUUGGUUUUGCUUUAGCAUUGGUAUCUUUGUUGUAUCUAACGGAGCCAUUGUUCAAAGGGAUAGGGGAAAAUGCUAUGUGGGCUGUCAUGACUGUGGUUGUUGUCAUGGAGUUCACUGCAGGGGGAACUUUAUGUAAAGGACUAAAUAGAGGAUUGGGAACUAUGUUAGCAGGAUCAUUGGCAUUUUUUAUCAGGUAUCUUGCAGAUGUCCCUGGUCAGAUUUUUCGAGCAAUUUUCAUCGGUGCUGCGGUUUUUAUUUUAGGAGCUGCAGCUACUUAUAUAAGGUUCAUUCCUUAUAUAAAAAAGAAUUAUGACUAUGGUGUUAUGAUAUUUCUCUUGACCUUUAAUUUGAUUAUUGUAUCAAGCUACCGUGUUGAUAAUGUCUGGAGCAUGGGAAAAGAUCGCAUCUAUACCAUAUGCAUAGGCGUUGGUAUUUGUCUUGUUAUGAGCCUCUUUGUAUAUCCAAACUGGUCAGGGGAAGACCUUCAUAAAUCCACCAUCUCAAAGCUUGAAAGCUUAGCCAACUCUAUAGAAGUUUCUGUCAUGGAGUACUUUUAUGAUUCGGAAAAACAAGUAAACGAAGAUGAUACAUCUGAAGAUGCAAUUUACAAGUGCUACGAGGCUGUUUUAGACUCUAAAACUAAGGAUGAAACACUGGCAUUACAAGCAAAUUGGGAACCAAGAUACUCAAGAUGCUGCCACAGGAUCCCAUGGAAGCAAUAUGCAAAAGUAGGAGCUGCUCUUUGCCAUUUUAGUUACACUGUUGUAGCACUACAUGGAUGUUUGCAGUCUGAAAUUCAGACACCAAGGUCAAUCCGUGAUCUAUACAAAGAUUCUUGCAUUAGACUUGCACAAGAAGUAUCGAAAGUACUAAGGAUGAUGGCUGACAGCAUAAGGAAAAAACGUAAAUUUUCCCUUCAAAUACUCUCUAAAAACCUCAAUGAAGCUUUAAAAGACCUUGACAACGCCUUAAAAUUGCAACCACAACUUUUACUAGGCUCGAGGAAUGGUCGAAGUCAAUCUCCCAGAAUCCCAACUCAAGCAACUGCGCAUAAGGACAACAAGCAUGAAGCAGAAACUAAAAUCUCAUUAUCACGGGUUAAAAGUGAUUGCUGUUCUCCGGUCGGAAGCAAAUUCAAAGAACAUUCGCGAGAACAAACAAAAGAAGGACAAGGACACAAAAAGGUUUUGAGGCCACAACUUAGUAAGACUAUGAGUAUGAUUACUAGCCUUGAGUUCUCAGAAGCACUACCUUUUGCUGCUUUCACUUCAUUGCUAGUGGAGAUGGUUGCAAAACUAGAUCAUGUUAUGGAUAAAGUUGAAGAGUUGGGCAGAAUGUCACAUUUUAGAGAGUUUAGAGAUGAUGAUGAUGAUGAUGAUGAUGAUGAUAAUGAUGAGGAUGAAAAUAUUGUGGUCACUUGUGAGAAACCAAAAAUGAAUAUUGUUGAUAAUGAGUUGCCUUCUAAUGGAACGGAAUAA